UGCUGUUCAGCUGUCAGAAAUAUGAGGAAGUGGCAGUCGAGGUCUUCAGACUGAGCACAACGACAACACGAGCAAAUGUUUCCUUUAUUACAAAAAUACGAUGUGUGAUGAAUCUCAGGAGGAGAGGACAGUGGAGGUGCAGGGGCUGCCUGAUGGAUUUGACGAGGAGCUCCUGUCGCUGUACUUUGAGAAUAAGCGGCGCUCUGGAGGAGGUUCACUGGUCUCUGUGGAGAUACAGGGUUGCCGUGCCUUGUUGGUGUUUGAAAAAGCAGAAGCUGCAGCCCAGGUGCUGUCUAGAGGGCAUCAUGCUCUACAUAAUAUUGACAUGACUGUGAGAAAGCCGGCCUCAAGGGACCGACAUAGACUACUGCUGCGAGGGGUCAACCCCAACACCAGCAGUGACUUGGUUGAGCUCUUCGUGGAGAACAUGGUGGGAGUAAGCAUGCCAGACUACACUCUGCAUCCCACACCGGAGAGAGAUGUCAUCCUCAUUCAACUGCGUUACCCACUGCUGGAAGAUUUUCACCAACUUAAAGAAAAGGUCUCCAGUCGGGCACUGAACAGGUCCAAGGUAACUCUUGAACAGAUUGAACAAACGGACUCCAUCUUGGUGGAGAACCUGCAUCCCGACACUUCCAAAGACCACCUCACUUUGUACUUUGAGAGCAAGCGAGGUGGAAAUCACGAGGUGAAGGAUGUCGUUAUGCUGUCAGAGGGCAUGGCCAGGGUGUCCUUCGUUGAAUUUAAAUCUGUGGACAAUGUUCUCCAACAAACCCACAAACUGGAGGGCGCUGACCUGGUGCUGCGUCCAUACUUUGAAUUUCUCCAACCACAAGAAAGCUUUCCAACCCCACACGCUGACAUUCUCACACCACAUGCCACUGACAGAGAUGAGCCGGACCUCAGCGAUUCUCUAAAACAGAUCAGUUCUCCCGUGGCGGUCAGUUCUCCCGUGGCGGUCAGUGCUCCCGUGGUGGUCAGUCCUCCUGUGGCGGUCGCUUCAAACAGCGACUCCUCCCCUCCUGUUGAUGUAGAACCUCUUCCUGUUUUUGAAGAGGCUGAAGCGCCAGUGGACACUGUGGAAAUCCAAGCACGGGUUGCAGACAGGCUUUCAUGCAACGUUACCAUCAGUGACCCAGAUAAAUUCAUAAUAUUCCAACAGCAUGUUCUUCAAGAUAUUGAAAAGGAUCACCCACAUGUCUACAUCCAGCUAAUAGACAAUGGUGUACACGUUGCAGGACCCAACGCCAUGGUUGUAGAGAAACUAAAAGACGCUGUCUUGAAGAUUCUGAGCAGUAUGGCUCAGACUGUUUUCACCUGUGAUCCUGUGAAGGCUGACUUUCUUAAGAAAAAAGAAGUCAGAGAAGCCCUACUGCAAACCUUGAAUGGCAGUGGGUUGCCCGCUACGUACACUGUGUCAGACUGUGAUGUCACUGUGACCUCACUGUCUUUGAACUUAGCUAGCCAGGCAUGCAGUGUUUUGCAGUCCCAACUCUGUGAAGUCCGCAUGCAAGUGGAGAAGGAAUAUGAGUGCAUGCUAUAUACCACCGAGUGGUCGGAGUUUAUCAAAACUCUGGAUUUCUGCUCUGUCCGGCUUUCUGAACAUGGAGGGGAUGUUGACCUCUUGACUCUUAAAGGGAUGGACUCAGAGAAGCAGACUGCAAUCUUAUUGUUUCUUAGUAUGCCGAUUACAAAGGAAACAGUUAUCUCUAUGGAGCCAGGCAUGCUGAAAUACAUCCAGGUCCACUGUCAUCAGCUGUUGGCUGACAUGAGCGAAGUAUCUAUUUUUCCACUGGAAGCAGAGGAUGUGUGUGGAUUAAAGAUCCAUGGCAAUGCUGUUGCUAGCCAAAUGGCCGAGGAGGUGUUGCAAGGCGUUGUCUCCUCUGUCUGCACAAGAACCAUCACAGUAAACACUCCCGGAAUAGCCCGGUUUCUAGAUGACCCGGAUUGCAAGCGUAUCAUGAAGGAGAUGGAGACCAAAUUCCAGGUCUUUGUCCUUCCAAAGUUUGUGCCGUGGGAAACACUUCAAACUGAGGACAUUUACGAAGUGGCACUUAAAGCAAUGCCCCUCAAUAACUUCCCAAAAGUGGAACUGGACGAAUCUGCGGCAGACAUAAAAUCUGAUUUAAUGCUAACUGAUUUGAAUUUCAACAAUAAUGGUACUCCACAAAGUGGCCUGUUAGAGGAGGCCAAAAGGAUUGUGUCAGCCAUUGAUCAAAGGACGGAAGAGCUUGAGCCCAGUUUCGUCACACAUGAUGACAUGGAUGACCUGGACCUGUAUUGUGCUGAGCAGCCUGCCAGUCUGUUGGAUCAGGAUAAUAAUGUUGUUUUUGUCAGUGGUUCCCAUCCAUUACCUGAACACGAUGCUCAUAGUGGCUUAGUCUUGCCAAGUGUUGAAGCCCUUUCUUGGAACAAUUUGGAUGAAGAGGCCCAACUUUCUCUAGCAAUCCAGUACUCCAUGGAGUCAAGUCAGUGGUCCCUGGCUGAUGAGGAAGAACAGUUGCAGAAAGCCUUGGCCUUGUCCAAGGAAAUGAUCCAACAUGGCAACUCUUCUAAUGAGAAAGCCAACAAUCCACCGGUGCAGCCACUGGAAACAGAAAGCUGCACGCUGUUGGAGGAAGCCAUAAAGGCAGCAAACACAAUACAGCUACUUGUAUAUGCGGGAUAUAGUUGUGACUUGAUUCGAGUGGACAUUGCUUUUGGGAAGAAGGUCUCCCAAAGACAGGUUGAGGAGAAAUUGGAGCACAAGAGUAUGAAAAACAUGUCUGUGCUCCACAAGAAGUGUCUGGAGGUGAUCGAGAGGAAGCAUGCAGUCAAGAUUGAGAUUAAGGGCACCAUAGUUAUUGUUUCUGGGUUUAAAGACUACGUGGCUCAAGCACUUCCACAAGUAAAACUGCUGUUGGAAAAGAUUUCCCGUUCUCCUUCAGAGCAGGAAAUCCUGAAGACGGUCCAGUGGAUGCACACUGACCCAGUGUCCUCAGCCAUGACACCUUAUUCACCAGGUGCUACAGUAUUCAUUGAUAAUGCUUGGAGGUUGAAGCAGAAAAAGGUUAAUGUUUUGUUUGACAAUCAGCCCCACAUCAUUAACUUUGAGAAGAUGCAAGAAUACAACGUAGCUUCAGGAAAAUCUAUGAAAAUCUGCAGACAGUUGCUGACUGCAGAAGAAGAGGAUGUGUCAGAUUACUCGCUGCUGUCAAACCUGCCAGAAGCGACCGUCGUCCAUGAGGAGUCAGAAGAAUUUCAAAAUGUGGUGAAGGAUUUCUAUGCAACCAUAAAGGAACACCACAACAAGAUCCGAAUCAUAAAGGUGGAGAAAAUCAUGAAUCAACUGCUGUACAGUCAGUACAAGCUGAAGAAGGCGAGCAUAGUGCAGCAUGCCAUUUAUCCAGAGGUGGAGCGGAUUCUUUAUCACGGCACAAGUGAGGGGAGCGUGAAGGAGAUCUGCAUUCAUGGCUUCAACAGAAGCUUCUGCGGAAAGAAUGCCACCGUCUACGGUCAGGGGGUGUAUUUUGCCGUCAACUCUGCGCUGUCUGUCAAAGACCAGUAUUCUCCUCCAAAUACGGAUGGACACAAGUAUGUGUUUGUGUCAAGAGUUCUGACAGGAGACUACACGAGAGGCUGUCAUUCAAUGAAGACGGCCCCUUUGAAGGAGACGAGUGAUAUUCCGCUCAGAUACGACAGCGUGACGGAUGACAUUAAUGAGCCAUCAAUGUUCGUCAUCUUCAACGAUACCCAGGCGUACCCUGACUAUCUCAUUACAUGUCAGAAAAUUUACAAGUGAAAAAAUGAAUUUGUGCAUUACCUCCAUAAAAGCUGUAGAAAAAUGUUUAACUUUCUGUCUUGAUCUCUUUUAUUUUGAAAGGGGCUACUAAAUGAUGGUGUAGUUGGGGUGGUUUCAGGUUAUACAUUUUUGGUGUGACAAAGUUUUUGAUCAAAUCACAUGUUGGUGUUGGCAGAUUUCCUCAAUAUAGUCAAGAAAGAAACUCAAGUUGAUCCCUUUAAAGAAACAGCAAGAGAGAUCCUGAAAUUACUCUUAUUUUCUCAACUCUGUGAUUCAGUAGAUUGACAUUUCAACUCCUGUUUGGUGGGUCGUAAACCAGGCACAUGUACAUCUACAGCUCAUUUGAUAAACAUAUUGUGUUGAUUAAAAAAAAUAAUUGGUGCCUUAAGUUCGAUGUGCUUGACUUGCUGGAGUGUACAUGUGUGCAGUGUUGCUUAAUUUAUCAUAAAAGGUCAUGCUCUUUUUCAUGAAAACUUCUUGUUCUUGAUAGGUGAGCGCACUGCUAUGACUAUAUUUGACAAUCUUGGUUUUCACUUUUCAUUUAAUUGCAGAUAUAAUAAAAUGCCUGUGUGGUUUUGGAAUAUUGAAAA
Thalassophryne amazonica is the source of this 4371-nucleotide messenger RNA. It is a transcript of the gene parp10, whose product is annotated as poly(ADP-ribose) polymerase family member 10. Gene Ontology annotation, biological process: negative regulation of gene expression. The record is from RefSeq and is a predicted model, not a curated record. NCBI's taxonomy places the organism in Eukaryota, Metazoa, Chordata, Actinopteri, Batrachoidiformes, Batrachoididae. Gene Ontology annotation, molecular function: RNA binding; transcription corepressor activity; NAD+ poly-ADP-ribosyltransferase activity. Gene Ontology annotation, cellular component: cytoplasm; nucleus. The transcript has 11 exons. Bases 101 to 3781 code for a protein of 1226 amino acids.